This is a messenger RNA of Propithecus coquereli (Coquerel's sifaka), 1149 nucleotides long. It is a transcript of the gene FUT1, whose product is annotated as fucosyltransferase 1 (galactoside 2-alpha-L-fucosyltransferase, H blood group). The transcript has 2 exons. The coding region runs from base 34 to 1134 and encodes 366 amino acids. The record is from RefSeq and is a predicted model, not a curated record. Gene Ontology annotation, biological process: carbohydrate metabolic process. Lineage: Eukaryota; Metazoa; Chordata; Mammalia; Primates; Indriidae. Gene Ontology annotation, molecular function: galactoside 2-alpha-L-fucosyltransferase activity. Gene Ontology annotation, cellular component: membrane.
CCUGUGGGUCCGCCACCCGCAAGGAGCUCAGCCAUGUGGCCACUCAGCCAUCGGCAGCUCUGUCUGGCCUUCCUGCUAGUCUGUGUCCUCUCAGCGGUCUUCUUCUUCCUCCAUACCAACCAAGACGUCUUUCAACACGGCCUAGACCUAUCUGUUCUGUGUCCAAACCGCCACCUGGUGACACCUCCAGUGGCCGUCUUCUGCCUGUCGGGUACACCACUGGACCCCAACACCUCCUCUUCCUGUCCCCAGCUGCCUGCCUCCCUCUCAGGAACCUGGACUAUCUACCCCGACGGCCGGUUUGGUAACCAGAUGGGGCAAUAUGCCACCCUGCUCGCCCUGGCGCAGCUCAACGGCCGCCGGGCCUUCAUCCUGCCGGCCAUGCAUGCCGCGCUGGCCCCCGUGUUCCGCAUCACCCUACCUGUACUGUCACCCGAAGUGGACAGCCACAUGCCUUGGCAGAAGCUGCAGCUGCAUGACUGGAUGUCAGAGGAGUAUGCCCACUUAAAGGAUCCCUUGCUCAAGCUCUCUGGCUUCCCCUGCUCUUGGACUUUCUUCCACCAUCUCCGAGAACAGAUCCGCAGCGAGUUCACCCUGCACGACCACCUUCGAGAAGAGGCCCAGAGUUUACUGAGUCAGCUCCGCCUGGGCCGCACUGGGGACCGCCCGAGGACCUUCGUGGGUGUCCAUGUGCGCCGUGGGGACUAUCUGGAGGUUAUGCCUCAGCGCUGGAAGGGUGUGGUGGGUGACCGAGCCUACCUUCAGCAGGCCAUGGACUGGUUCAGGGCACGGCAUGAAGCCCCUAUCUUUGUGGUCACUAGCAAUGGCAUGGAGUGGUGCCGGAAAAACAUCGACACCUCUCAGGGUGACGUGAUCUUUGCUGGCAAUGGGCAGGAAGGUGCGCCGGGGAAAGAUUUUGCCCUGCUCACACAGUGCAACCACACCAUCAUGACCAUCGGCACCUUCGGCUUCUGGGCUGCCUACCUGGCUGGUGGAGAUACCGUCUACCUGGCCAACUUCACCCUGCCAGACUCUGAGUUCCUAAAGAUCUUUAAGCCGGAGGCCGCCUUCCUGCCUGAGUGGGUGGGCAUUAAUGCAGACUUAUCUCCACUCUGGACAUCCACUGGGCCUUGAGAGCCAGGAAACUUU